Messenger RNA from Stegodyphus dumicola, 834 nucleotides. RefSeq lists its product as uncharacterized. The record is from RefSeq and is a predicted model, not a curated record. Lineage: Eukaryota; Metazoa; Arthropoda; Arachnida; Araneae; Eresidae.
AUGAAGCUUUUCCCAUUCAGGACAUCUCUGCUGACUCUGGCUCGACAAUUCAUCUCCGGUUGGAUUGCACGAUUUGGUAUACCAUCCAUUGUGACAACUGAUCAAGGUCGACAAUUCCAUUCCCACUUUUUCGCCUCUCUGACAUCUAUGCUUGGAAUACGCCGAAUUCGCACUUCGUCAUACCAUCCUUCCGCCAACGGCAUAGUGGAACGUUUCCACCGCGACUUAAAAGCAGGUCUAAAUUGCCAUAAUGACCACCCGUGGACUACAUCACUCCCUCGUGUGCCUCUUGGUUUACGUUCUUCCUUCAAGCAAGACCUCGCAUGUACAUCCGCUGAACUUGUCUACGGCACAGCCCUUCAAUUACCAUCUGAGUUCUUUCAGCCAUCCUCUGCUCCAGUCUAUCCAGCAUCCUUUUUCCAGACUUUCCGAGAGGCGAUGAAGAAGCUGUCUCCGACUCCUACAUCAUGCCACAACAAAUCCUCCCCAUUUGUACACCAUGCACUAAGCACUUGCACUCACGUGUGUGUGCGAAACGAUGCGGAAAAAUCACCACUCACUCCUCCAUACGAUAGACCCUUCAAGGUCUGUGCACGUAACAAUAAACAUUUUACUGUUGUCGUGCGCGACAAGGAAACCGUUCUGGGAAUAGACCGACUGAAGCCUUUUUUCUUCGAAGCUUCAAACACUCAGGUUCCUGUGACCAGCAAUCCUCCUGCUUCCCCGGACCCAACUGUUUCUCCCAGAUGCUCUUCCUUCGAUCGACCUUACGCUUCCUCCCAGUGCUCCACCAGUUGUCACACGAUCGGGAAGACGUGUGCGCUUCAACACCAG